Clonostachys solani is the source of this 465-nucleotide messenger RNA. The record is from the annotation of a GenBank genome assembly. NCBI's taxonomy places the organism in Eukaryota, Fungi, Ascomycota, Sordariomycetes, Hypocreales, Bionectriaceae.
AUGGGAAACACGCCAGGACCAGACUCCAGCCCAGACGAUGAGGCCCGUCUGGCCCGCAAGCGACCGCGCAGUCCCGAUCCUGAGUCUGAGACUGUCCCUGUCCACGUGCCCAAGAAGCAGCGCCACACCCCGUCCAUCACCUCCAUCGCCGCCAAACCCGCCCGCCCGUCAAAGAAGCGCGCCCACAGCCCAGAGUGCGACGAUCCUUCCUUGGGGGCAGGAGGCGACGUCGUCAGGAAGCGGCGUCGUCCCGGGCGGGAGCCAGAGCAGACAUCAUCCCAGGCUCUGAGAUCUGCUCGUCAAUUCUUGCCGACACCGCCACCGCCGCCGCCACAGGCUCUGGUAGACCGGGAGCAUUCUAGGAGUGUAGCUCACAUCCAGAGAAUCCGCUCCGGCCUCCAGGACAUCGAGAGGAGGCUUGCGCGCCUGGCGCAGCUGUGUGAGGCUGACAGAGAGAGGCCCUGA